AUGGCGACUGUAAGCUUAGCCUCGCCGGGCACCAAGCUGCUCUCCUCCUCCCAAACCAGCGCCAACGCGCGCGCCGCUGGUCCGCAGCAGUGGGAUGAUGGUUCCCUCCGCCGAGUCUCUCUGCGGAAGGUUCCGCGAUCGCAGCCCCACGCUGCCGGACGCGCGCAAGCGGCGGAGCGCAAGGGGCGGAAGCCGCUGGUGGUGAAGGCGCUGGUGGAUGUAGACUCCAUUGACGCCGUCAAGUUCGACUCGCUGGUUCGGCGCCGCGUCGUCUUCGGCCAUGACGAGUGGAAGAAGCACAAGUCGAGCGGGCGCUACUUCCGCCACAUCAAAACCAUCCUCACCUCCAAGGUCAUCGGCGCGCUCGGCCUGCCCGUCGGCGUCAUGACUGGUAUCGCAACCGCAAUUUGCGGGUGGAACGAGCUCGCAGGCAUGGGCGCGCUCCCUGAAUGGGCUCCGAUUCUUCACAUCUCCAACCUCCCUUUUACCCUCACGGCGCCAGCCCUCUCCUUCCUCCUGGUUUUCCGGACCAACUCGAGCUACGGGCGCUUCGACGAGGCGCGCAAGAUGUGGGGGCUUAUGCUGAAUCGCACGCGCGACAUCACGCGACAGGCGCUGUCGUACAUGGCGCGGGACGACCACACGUACGAGUACCCGAAGCGCGCGCAGUUCAUUCGGCACCUGCAGGCGUUCCCGCUCGCGUACAAGCACCACUUCCUGCAGGAAGGCUCGCUUGAGGAAGAUCUCCGUCAAUUUACGACGCUGAGCGACGCGGAGAUCAAAGGCGUGCUGGGCGCGACGCAUCGCCCCAACUACGUGCUGCAGAUGAUGUCCGAGUGCAUGCGCUCCUGCACCAUGGAACCCGCGCACCGCCUCGCUAUGGAGGCCAACUUCGCCACAUUCGCUGAUGACGUGGGAGGCAGCGAGAGGCUGUUCAAAACGCCCAUCCCACUCUCCUACACGCGCCUCACCUCGAGAUUCCUCGUGCUCUACCACAUGUUCCUGCCACUCGCGCUCUGGGACCCCCUCGGCUGGCUCACGAUCCCGGUCACCAUCAUGUGCUCGGGAGUGUUUUUUCUGCAUCGAGGAGGUCGGCGUCAUUAUCGAGAAUCCGUUCCCCAUCCUCGCCCUCGAUGUCAUCGCGCAAUCUGCCCGCAACAACGCUGCGGAGCUGGUGUCGCUGCACGAGGGCAUUCGCGAACUGGUGGUAGGCGACGACGAGGAGAUGAAGAUGCUGUCGAUCGUUUCGCAGCAGGCUCUACUGCCUUCCGAGCCUGCCUUCGUCGCCGAGCCUGA
Molecule: messenger RNA, 1296 nt
Organism: Closterium sp. Yama58-4
Lineage: Eukaryota; Viridiplantae; Streptophyta; Zygnematophyceae; Desmidiales; Closteriaceae
Source: the annotation of a GenBank genome assembly